UACCAGCUUUGUAUUGACCGCCAUUACCACUUUCAUGGGACAAAUGUACGGAAGCCUAGCAACCUGACUUCUGUGUUGAAUAGGCUGCGACUGCUGCUCAUUGUGGACGGCCCGAGCGUAGACUGAGCGGGAAAAUAGGUAGAUCCUGCUCGCAUAGGUCACAGCGAUCUACACUCACCUCUGACGCUGCCGAGUGCGCGCGUGAACGGACCUGGUUAACAGUAACGCACUAUGUCUACCCGGAAAGGCCUCUUCCUGUUAGCCUGGGUUUUCUUCGUUCAUCUCGCUGGGCUCUAUCUCUACACCCGCGGAUUUCUCUUGACUCGACUGGCACUUUCGGAGAGAACGACUUGCGCGGAUGGUUCCUGCACGCUCGCGCCAACGCACAGGAGAGCUAUAGUUCUGAUCAUCGAUGCAUUACGGUUCGACUUCGUCAGCCCAGACCCGCCGCAGCCAGUCUCCCCGUACCAUCACAAUGUACUGACUGUGGCAAGCGAUAUGACCACUGCACACCCUGGGCACUCGUUCCUCUUCGAUUCAUUCGCAGACCCGCCAACGACGACCUCCCAGCGCAUCAAAGGUCUCACGACAGGCUCGCUCCCCACAUUCAUCGACAUGGGCGCGAACUUUGGUAGUGCAUCGGUCGCGGAGGACACCCUCAUCAGCCAGCUUCAAGAUGCAGGCAAGAAGGUAGCCUUCAUGGGUGAUGACACCUGGACGACCGUCUUCACCGACGUGUUCUCGCCGGAGAUGUGCUUCCCGUACGAGUCGUUCAACGUCGAGGACCUCCACACCGUCGACGAGGGCGUUGUUCGGCAUCUGUUCCCGCUUAUGAGCAAUGCGUCAGCACAAUGGGACGUCAUCAUCGGACACUUCCUUGGCGUGGACCACGUCGGGCACCGGGUAGGGCCUGACCACCCAAAGAUGCACGCCAAGCUCACGCAAAUGGACGACGUGCUCCGACGCGUUGUCCGCGAGAUGGAGGAUGACACGCUCCUCGUUGUCCUGGGAGACCACGGGAUGGACAGACGAGGCGAUCACGGCGGCGACGGUGUACUCGAGACGUCCGCCGCACUGUGGAUCUACAGCAAGACCCCUCUACUCCUGGGGCAUAACUCUGCACCGGUGUCGCUACUGCCAACUCGGCUUUUCCCCGGCGCCAAUGUUCCUCACCGAUCCGUCCAACAGAUCGACCUCGUUCCCUCCCUCGCACUGCUCCUUGGGAUCCCCAUCCCCUACAACAACCUUGGGACCGUCAUUCCUGAGCUCUUCGGUCGCAGCGGACAGCUUGAGCGUGCACUCGAGCUGAACACGAAGCAGGUAAAGCAGUACCUCGACACCUACCGCGCUAGCGCCUCCGGGGGCGAGCUCGACGGCGCGUGGGGCGACUUGCAAGAACGAUGGGCGGCCGUGCGAAAUACGCAGGGCGACGAGACACAGUGGAUCGCCAUGGAGGCGUACACGCGCUUCGCACUCGCAGUGUGCCGCGAGCUCUGGGCCCAAUUCAAUGUCACACUCAUCGGGCUGGGGUUGACGGUCCUGGUUACGGGUACAGUCGCCUCCGUAGCACUCUUUGCCAAGCUUGGCGAACUCAAGGACGACUGGGUGGAUUGGGCUGCAAAGACGCGUUGGCUCUGCGUGCGCGGGAUGGCCGCAGGAUCCGCCCUUGGUGUUAUAGCGUAUAUUCCACUGCGGCCGUUCAUGAAGGGUGUCGACGCCGUCCAUUGCAUCCUGUUCGGCGCCCCGUUGGUGUCGUCGCUCGUCAUCAUUGCCACCGCGCGGCCCAAAGCAUCCAGCCUUCGGCCGUCGUCUUCCCACAUUCUGCUUAUCCUGCAUGCGCUCGCCUUCGCUUCCAACUCAUUCACGAUCUGGGAGGACCGCAUCAUCACCUACCUGCUCAUUUCGUCCGUCGUGCCCUCUGUCCUCGCCGGGUUCUCCGCGCCCACCGCGCGCCUGCGCUACCGGAUCCUCGGCUUCUCCGCGCUCUUCGCGUUCUGCGUGCGUGCAAUGGCGGCGAGCACAGUCUGCAGGGAGGAACAGCACCCCUACUGCCACGUCACAUUCUUCGCGUCGUCCUCCCUCCCCGAGCCGCCACUCCUCGUGUUACUGCUCGCAGUGCCGACCGCGCUUGGGCUGCCCUUCAUCAUCCGGCGGUUCCUACAGGUGUCAAAGUCAGACAAUGGCGUCGCGGAGAUUGUGCUGCCGUUGCUCCUCCCCGUGGUGUUCCUCCAAGGCGCAGCGCAUUGGAUCGCGGAGUGGCUUGACACUGCGGAAGUGCUGGGUCCGGAAUGGCACUGGGUGCUACGGACAGGCCGGACGUUGAUGGCGCAGGGCGCGAUGGGCAGUACCGUUCUGUUCGGCCUGUUCGUGUGGUGGUACCAUCCGCUCUGUCUGUCUGUCAGCGCCAAGAAGCAAGCAGGCGCGGAUAGCGCUGGCGGGGAGGCGAAGACCAAGACGCAAGUCACCAUCCUUGGCUUCGGCAAUGCCUUUGGCGCCUCGUACCUCGUCCUGUGGUGCGGGAUACUCGGCAUCGUGUACACCGUGAUGCAGCUGACUGGGCAACUUGUUCUCGCACUGGCGGCAAUCGCGGUUCUGGCGCACGUCGAGGUCGUAGACAGCGUUCGCGACGUGCGCGCGCUCGAGGCCGCCUUCGCCUCCAAGACGCCCUCCGCCGCGCUCGACGCCGACGGGCGCCCCACCCCGGCCGUUCGCUUCGCAGAGAUCCUGCCGCUCGCCCUCCUCUCCCUGCACACCUUCUACGCGACGGGCCACCAGUCUGCCGUCGCGUCGAUCCAGUGGAAGGCCGCGUUCGUGCUCACGCCGACGCUCAACUUCGGGUGGUCGCUCGUGACGGUCGUGCUGAACACGCUCGGCCCGCAGUUCCUGCUCGCGCUCGCGGUCCCGCUCGUGGCGCUCUGGAACGUCGAGCCGCUGCCACACCCUGCCGCCGACGUGUUCGUGACCGGAGGCGCGGUGCGCGCGGCGCUGGGCAUGAUGCUGUACCAUUCGUUGCUCCUGCUGGGCAGCGCGGCGAGCUCGGCGUGGCUUCGCAGGCAUCUGAUGGUGUGGAAGGUCUUUGCGCCUAGGUUCAUGAACGCGGCUGUCACGAUGAUCGCGGUGGACGUCGCGGUUCUGCUGGGUGUUGGGGUCGGAGUGGGGAGGAUCACUGCCCAGGCGGCGAAGUUGUUUGGGGGAAUGGGACAGCAACAAUCCUCGGACAACGCACAACGUCCUGAAAGUAAGAAAUAAUCAUCCUUAUGCGAUGUGAUGCACAUCCCUUGUUGGGGAGGAAUAGAAGUCGGAUGGUCAGCCACCGGUGGCUGAUGAGCGUGUGUCAAGCGGCUAAACAGCAACGGGGGACGCUUCAUCCACAAUCUACACGAUUGUUCUCCUAGAGCAACUCGGGUCAGUGGUCCUCCAGCCUAACCGACUGACAUAACUCACAGAUCCCUGAGCUCGCUGCCUCGCGUGCACCAACUGUCC
This is a messenger RNA of Rhodofomes roseus, 3483 nucleotides long. Its product is annotated as alkaline-phosphatase-like protein. Gene Ontology annotation, molecular function: mannose-ethanolamine phosphotransferase activity. Gene Ontology annotation, biological process: GPI anchor biosynthetic process. The record is from RefSeq and is a predicted model, not a curated record. Lineage: Eukaryota; Fungi; Basidiomycota; Agaricomycetes; Polyporales; Fomitopsidaceae. The transcript has 3 exons. Gene Ontology annotation, cellular component: endoplasmic reticulum membrane. Bases 232 to 3249 code for a protein of 1005 amino acids.